UUCUAAUUAUUUUUGUUAAUUAAGAUAUUGGUAAAAUAAGCUUCAAAAAUUUUGUUUUUUUUAAGUGAUAGAUAAUAGUAAAUGAGUUAGGAUGUUAAAGAUAUAUUUGUAAAAGGAGUGUCUUAGAAAUAGAAUUCAAAAUAAAAUUUGGAUAAAAAUAUUACCAAAAAUGAUUUAGCAACAAGAUAGGACUGGAAUUUGGUUAAUUAAUAGCUGGCACACAUGGUAUAAUUUCAGUAGGUAAAAAAUAAUCAAGUAGAAAAUAUUCCGCAUAGAAAAGAUUAAAUUAUAAGCCUUCAACAGAAAUAAAAUCCUUAACUGAAAAGAAACUCAAGUUUGGAAUAGCAAAUAAAAUAGUGUCAUACAUCUGUGACAUUAUAAGGUAACUUAUCAUAAGAUUAGUUUUCUAGUCAAAAAAUGAUUAGCCUAAAAGAAAAAGUUUAAAGUUAGCUUUAGUAAUAUCUAACGCAACCUAAUUCAUAAAAUCUUAAAACACAAAGUAACUUUUAAAAAAAAUCUGUCAGCUAGUUUGAAAUUAACUUAUCACAAUUAAAUAUUCCUAUUGAGGUUUAAUAUGAAUGUAAUAAUACAAAUAAUCACGAAAAUAAUUUUAUUGAUUUCUCUAGGUUUAAAAAAAAAGAGAUUGGCUAAAAAAUUAUUUCAUAGUCUUAGCUUUUAUUUGAUUAGCUUAGAAAAAAAAAGUAAGAUUUUAAUUUAAGCACAUAGAAUGAAAUAGGAAGAAAGGAAGACUAAUUAGUGAAAAAAGAUAAUUGUUUGAAUUAAAACCAAUACAUUCAAUCAGAGAGAUAAUACGAAUCAGAUUAGUGUGCUUUUUCCUUAAAUAAUUUAUUUUAAAAGGCUGAAGAAUUAAGUAGCACUACUGAUGCAAAAUAAUUAUAAAAAACUUAACCAAAGUUUUUUCGAAAUGAGUAAGAUUUCUCACCAUAUAAAAAAAUAAAUGGAUCAAAUAAAAAGGAAAACCAAAAUUUAUUUAGAUACAGUUUGGCUACUGAAUUGUCAUCUGUGAGAAAUAAUUCCGAAAAUACAUAAUCAAUUAAUAAUAUGCAUAGUAGAAAUAUUACUUAAUUAGAUUUGAGUCAUAAAAGAGUAAUCUAAAAUGUUUUUGCAUAAUAAAAAUGCUUAACCCAAAACGAUAGCACUUUAAAUACUCUUUAAAAAAAUUUAGAGAAUAACUGGUAAAAAUAAGAAAGCUAAAAUCACACUUAAAAUUUAAAUGAUUUUAAUAUAAAAGUAUAAAACCAAACUUUAAAAGAUAAAUUCAACUUAAGCUUUUUGAAAAAUAGCAAAGAUGAAAUGAUCAAAAUUGAUCAAAAUUCAAAAUAUGAUUUAUAAAAUUAAAAUAACUUUUUAAGCCAAAAUAUGACGUUUAAAAGCCAAUAGGAAAUAUAAAAUAUAAAAGCAGAGAGCAAAAGAAGUGACUCUAUAAAGUAUUUACAAGAUAAUUAAUUUAAAUAGCAAGAAUUAGAAAAUAUGGCAUAGUCUUCAAAAAAGAACAAUAGCUAAAAUUAAUUAAUUUAAAGAUUAAAAAAUGAUGUACAAAUAAUCGUGCCUUAAAAUUAAUUUAGAAAUAUCUAUUAGGGUUCUUCUUAAAAAUAAAUGAAUUAGAUUGAAUAAGAUACUUUGAAAAAUAAUCACAGCUCUUCUACAUUAUAUCAAAAAAAUUGCUUUGAGUAAUCUCCGAUUAUUUUAAAUAAAAUAAGGACAAGCUAAUUUAAAUAAAAAUCUCAAAUUUUAUUCCCUCAAGUUUAUCAUAGUUCAGAGAAGCAAGAAUUUAAUAGCCAACAGACUAAUUUAUAAAAAUUUGAUAACAAAAAACAGAGCAUAAUUUAAAAACAUAGAAGAAGGGUAAAGCCUUGUGAGUUUUCUAAUUCUAAAAAUAGCUCCAACAAUAUAUAAAAUUAUCAAAGUCUCAAUUUAGAGAGAGAUGAUUCAUAAAAAAAGGAAGAUUAUGCCAAAAAUAAUACUAAUAUUUUGUAAGGCCUUGACUAAACUUAUAAGUAAUAAUCAAAUAAUAAUACUAUUUAGAAUUAAUACUUGAUUGCAUCCAAUUAAUAUAGAAUUUCUCUUAGUGCUAUUCAUAAACAGUAAUAAAACCAUGAUAGCGAAGAUGAAAAUAUUUCUUCCAUGCAUUAGCCAAAAAAUAAUUCUUUUAAGAUUCCUUUAGAAAAUAAUACUAUGAAUAGUAUUAAAAACAUUAACUCUAUUAGACAUAAUCACUCGAAAUCUAAGUUUGAAAAAAGUCAAAUUUCUAUAGAACAGCUAGACAUUUCUCCUAUAAGUAUAAACAAAUUUGAGAGCUCAAGCCUAAAUUUUAAUUUAGGCGUAUUCUAAUAAUAGCAUUCGCUUCGAAAUCUUAAAUAAUUUGAAUAGAAUGAUUUAAUCAGUCCUGAAAAUAUAAAUUCUUGUAAUAGCCUUUAAAGAAAAUAAGUAGAUAUGAAAAGUAAUAAAAUAGAUUAAGAAGGUAGAUUAGCAUUUUGCGAAAAUGAGCUUAGGAAUAAUUUCAAUAAAAGUAUCUUAAAUCAAAACAGAGCUAAAAAGUUUUGUAAUAACUAAAGUUUUCAUUCUUCAUAAGAUUUUUCUCCUGCAUAUUCUUAUAAGAGUAAAGAUUAAGCUUAAUCAGGCUAAAGUAAUAAUAAUUAAUCUUUAGCAAGCUCAGAAAAAAUUUAAACUUAUUGGUUUAUUUACAAUUAAAUAAUAGACUUUUUUUCUUACUAAUAACUGAAAAAAUAUAAAAAUGAAUUAUAAAAUAUCUAAUUCAGAAGCUAAACAUUUUAUGAUUUUAUAAAAAAUAUAAUUUUUAAUGAUAUUGAGGAUAAUUAACAAGUUGGCUUAAAGCAAAAAGCUAAUAAAAAAGACUAAAAUUUGAAAUUCUCUUACAUAAAAGAACACAUAAAAUUGAUUGGAAUUACGCCAAAUAUGAUUCCUCUAAUUACAGAAGAAAUAAAAGAGAAAUUAAAUGAACUAGUUCAGCAAUCGCAAAAUGAUAAAUCUCAAUUCUAAAUUAAUGAAUCUAGUAUUAUACAAAUAUAAGAAAACUUUAACUACUACUUAAAAUAAAACAUACACUGGACUUUACUUGAUGAAUUUGGAACAGAAAAUGAUUUGCUAUCGUUUUCAAAAUAAUUGUAUUAAACUUUUUUACUUGACCCACUUUGCUUGAAAUGUUUAAUGAUAUUUUAAAUAGAUGAAGUUAGCUUCAAUUAAAUUAUUUUAUCAGCUUUUCAAAGAGAUUAUAUCGAAGAAAACCUAAAAGAAGAAAUAAAAAAGAGAGUCGAUUUAUAUCUACGUUAAUUAGGUGAUUCUUAAGACUCAAAUUUAUCUUAUUUAGACUUAACAUAUGCUGAUUUUUUCUAUAUUAAGUAUAAAUUCAUGUAUUUUUGCUUGGAAAAGAGUGUUAAUUUGAAACUUGUGUUUGCUAUUUUAGAAACAAUAGAAAAACUAAGAUUUAUAAUUCUUAAGAAACCUCAGUCUAUAGAUUCUAUAAACUAUGAAACUAUUGGUUUUUAAUUAAGAUCAAGACUUCAAAAUUAUUCUUAAUACAAUUAAAUAGCGACAGAAAACAGCUUUUCAAAUAGUAAAUUAGAAUAAAUAUUCGGAAAUCUAGUUAAAUGUUUAGUAGCAAAAUCAAUUUGUUUUUAUCCUUUUUCCUCUCUUCCUUAAUAAAUUAAUGCUUUAUUUUCCUAUGGCUAAGAGUUUACAGUUUAGUUAUCAAACUAAAUAUUAACAUUAUUAUAAAGAGAUUACAAAUGCGAAAAGAGUAUAAUAUUAGAUACGUAACUAGCUUUAUCUACAAUAAAAAUAGCUUCUGGUGUAAAGUAGCCAAUCAUAAAUACUAUCUUUUCUAAUCAUAAUUUAAACUUUGAAACUUUAUUAAAUAAACUUUUAUAAUUACUUGAUGAAAACUAAAUUUUUACUCAAUACACUUCAUUAUCAAAUCCUAUUAAUUUAAAAUUAUUUAUUAUAAAUUUACUCUGUUUUCUCUUCGAUAUAUUUAUAGACGAAUAGCCAUGUAGAAUUUAUACUCUAGAUUUAAAGGCCUAAUUUAAAAUGUUUGGAUGUAACUUUGUUGCUUACAAUGAUUUUCUUAUUUAAGUGUAAAAUUUCUUAAAAUAAUUCGUAGCUGAAGAAUAGCUAUAAGAUUUUAUAUUAAAUUCUUGUAGAGAUUUAAAAGGAUUAGAUAUAUUUGAUUGA
Molecule: messenger RNA, 4212 nt
Organism: Tetrahymena thermophila SB210
Lineage: Eukaryota; Ciliophora; Oligohymenophorea; Hymenostomatida; Tetrahymenidae
Exons: 1
Source: RefSeq, a predicted model, not a curated record